This is a messenger RNA of Salpingoeca rosetta, 1642 nucleotides long. RefSeq lists its product as uncharacterized. Lineage: Eukaryota; Choanoflagellata; Craspedida; Salpingoecidae. Bases 87 to 1607 code for a protein of 506 amino acids. The record is from RefSeq and is a predicted model, not a curated record. The transcript is spliced from 14 exons.
CACAGCAAAUCGCGUGUUGUUUUUCCCCCAUACCAACCCACAAGCCACACAAACAACAAACAAACAAACAAACAACAACAAGGACAAUGAUGAUGGCUGUGUUGGGGAAGCUACUCGCGCUUGUGGUGGUGGUGGUGCUGUGCCUUCAGCAGCCACUGCAGCACCAGGCUGCUGCUGCUGCGUCCUCCACCACGGCGGCCCCAGGUGGAUGCGAUGAGUUCAUGCAGGCAGCAGACGCAGCAGUAGCCGCUGCGGAGACAGCGUGCGGCACCUCUCGCCUGGAAGUCCUUGCGCGAGGCGACUCGUUUCAUGGCGGAAGCGAAAGCUUCUGUGUGGCUUCAUGCAUCAAUGCCAUCAAUGCGCUCCUGCGGACCUACGACAACAGAACGGCGUGCACCAGCAGCACGGACGAGGAUUAUCGCGUCUACCAACGCAUUCAAACAGAACAGCGCGAGUGCAACCCGCCUCGGGAUGAGUGCGUGUCCGUCUACUUUGAGUACCUCUUCUUCUUGCAGUCCACUCAGGGGCAACAGUGUCUAGCAGAGAUGGCUGCUGCACGCGCUCUCACGGCAUCGGACCACCAAGCAGCCUAUCACGCCAUCUGCUCAGGCGAUUGCUUCACUCAGCUGUCGGGCUUUGCAACGCGGCUGCAAGAUGCGGGCUGUAGACCGUGGCCCGCCUAUCUCGAAUUGCAGCGCAACCUCGACCUUCUCUGCAGCAAGGCGGACGACACGUAUUGCGAGCCCGGAUACAUCGCAGCGGCCAGCGAUAUUGCCGUUGCCCGCGACACCUCGCGCUCCGUCUCUGAGCGCACGUCAACCCUCAGCACCAUCUGCACCCCUUGCUUCAAUGAGAUCCAAAGUAUUGAAGGGCGAUACAAGGGAGCACUUGGGCUGGAGAACGGCGAGGGAAACCUGUGCACACAGGUGGAUGACACAUAUUGUCUGCCAAUCCUCGAUGAUCUCGAGAACACCGUCAGCCUCACAUCCGGCGAAGUUGGCCGUUCAUCGUCGAUCUAUGCUGUCGCCGUAAACGAGAUUGUGGACGAUCUUGGCUGCUGCUUCCACGCCAUGGAGGCCCUGCACACAGCUCUCACAGCAACACCAGAUGCAACGAGCAACCUGUUUGCCCGGCUGUCGUUCUUGUCUGACUCGUGUUGUGCACGCCAGAGGUCUGCUUGCCAAACCACAUUCGACCCAUCCUGCGACCACCAAGACCAGACGGAAACGCUGUCGGUGACCAUUGCCAGCCCGCCGUUUGCUUGGAUUCGUGAUAACCAAGACCUGUUCAACACCGCGUUUGUUGCCGACAUUUCCGCCACGCUCGGUGUUCUCCAGUCGUCUGUCACCGUCACCGGUUUCCAGCAAGUGAGCCAAGGGGUGACUGUUUCCUUCCAGGUCGCAUCUGAAACGACCACACGGCUGCAAAAGAUUGAGGCCGAGUUGACGGGCGUGAUUGCUCGCGAUAGUCUCUCCCUGUGGAACACCGCCGCUGCAUACACCACGCGCUGCGAUUCCACGUGCACGAGCGAUGCAACCCACACGGCUGCCAGCGGGCUUGUCAUUCUGACCAUUCUCCUCUUCACCAAUCUUACCUUCAUCCUUUGAACACAGACUGUGUGUGUGUGUGUGUGUGUGUGUGU